Messenger RNA from Pyricularia pennisetigena, 1122 nucleotides. RefSeq lists its product as uncharacterized. Gene Ontology annotation, molecular function: hydrolase activity. The record is from RefSeq and is a predicted model, not a curated record. The transcript is spliced from 2 exons. NCBI's taxonomy places the organism in Eukaryota, Fungi, Ascomycota, Sordariomycetes, Magnaporthales, Pyriculariaceae. The coding region runs from base 1 to 1122 and encodes 373 amino acids.
AUGAGCCCUCCAAAUCGCCUCAAGUAUGACCCUAACCCGCACUUUGGACACGUGUCAAAGCUCGACAAGGCUCUGGCCGUCGUCGGUUAUGUGGUGGUGGCAGUCCAGGUCGUCUACUUUUUCUUGCCAAACUCCAGGGUUAUCUACUGGCUACCCACAUCAAUAAUCCGCCGGGAUGCGGCCCGCGGCGCGGGCGCCUUCACGUCGCACCGCUAUGGGGACCGCCUCGCUGCGUUCCCCGAGGUGAUUGACCGGCCCGAGUUCAGCGGGAUCUGGGUGACCAAACCCGGGUUCACGCGAGCCUCCAAGCCGCGCGACGCCGACGUGGUCCUCAUCUACGUCCACGGCGGCGGCUACGUCACGGGCCUGCCGGAGCAGUACGCAGGCAUGCUCCUCCGCAUGGCCGAGCGGAUCGAGGCCGAGGGCCAAAAGGUGGCCAUCUUUGCCCUGAGAUACUCGCUCGCACCCGAGCGCCGCUUCCCCACCCAGCUGCUCCAGGCCGCCGCCUGCUGGGACUACGUGGUCGGCGAGAUGGGCGUGCUACCGGCCAGGGUGGCGCUGAUGGGCGACUCGGCCGGCGGGUCCAUCAUCCUGUCCCUGCUCGUGCACAUGUCGCACCCGCUGAUCGGGGUCGAGAGGGUGAAGCGCCCGGCCAAGCCCGGCAGGGGCAUCUUCCUGCAGAGUCCCUGGGUCAACCCGGUCGACGAGACGGGGUACGACGACAAGCCGCCGGGCACCGACGUCAUCGGCGUGGCGUCGCUGCGCGCGUGGACCGUCGCGGCCGUCACGGGGGCCGAGGAUGACGACGUCGAGCGGUACCUCGAGUUCACGGGGCCCAGGGACGACUGGGACGAGAUCCUGCCCGCGUACACGUGGGUGUCGGCGGGCGGGAACGAGAGGCUCCUCCGCAACAUCACGCGGUUUGUGGAAGCGGCCAGGAAGGCGGGCAAGAGGGUCGACUACGAGGUGCGGAAGGACGCGGUUCACGCCUGGCAGUUUUUCGAGUGCAUGAUAGACGGGGACAGAGCAAUGGCGCAGGACUUUGGGACGUUCGAGGACGGAUUGCUGGCUGGGACUGACGGGCUUGCUAAAGCGAUUCUUGAUACUCCAAGAAGCAAGUGA